Paramecium pentaurelia is the source of this 1598-nucleotide messenger RNA. Lineage: Eukaryota; Ciliophora; Oligohymenophorea; Peniculida; Parameciidae. The record is from the annotation of a GenBank genome assembly.
AUGAAAACUAUCCUAAGACUGCCUAAAUAAACUUCAGAUAGUUUUAUGGAAAUGUUAUUAUAAAAAAUGGAAAUAAUGAAUAAAAUAUCGAUUUAAAGAGUUUACAAAAAAGCUUUAGACAGAGGUUUCAAUUUAUAGUCAAAUAUACAAGACUUAAUUGAUCAUUUAGAUAGAAUCAUCUAAAAAGGAAAAAGCAAACUAUUAAAUACGCUUCCAAAAAAUUUAGAAUACUUGUUCAAAUUUGGAUAGUGUUAUUGUACAAUUCAUAAUAAUUAAAGAAUUACUUUCAAGCAUAUAUUAUAGGAUCAUUUAGGUCUCACCAACUAAAUUUUCUUAGAAUAAUUAAUAUCAAAUGGAUUAAAUGAUUAUGUCAAGGACAGGAUAAUGAACAAAAUCGAAUAAUUAUAAAAAAUAAUACUUUAUAGAGAAGAGAAUUUGAAUAUUUAUAUUAGUAUCAUUCCCUUAAAAAAUAGUGAAAUAAUAAUAAUAAUUGGUUUUAGUUUUGAUUAAACUUACAUUCCACAAAAUUAUUUUGAUGUUAAUCUUAUUGUUUGUAUUAAAUUUAAUUCUCAUAGAGUUAAUUGUAAUAAUAUUUUGCUUCAUUUUCGCUUAGAAAAUGCUAAAGCUGCCUUUUGCUCUUUUCAGGAGUUAUUAUACUCAAUUAAUUUAAUUAAUAAUAUUCCUGUUUGCAUCUAUGAUGAAUUUGAAAUGAAAAUCUACAUAUCCAAAUAAAUUUUAAUGUUAUUCAAUAUGAUUGUCAAUAAAGUCGUUUCCUCAGAAGACUAAAUAAUUAUGCUUUCAUUAUACUUUAACAUUGAUUUAAAUUUUCAAUAUUUUUACAGAAGAAUCAAUAUUAGCUUAAAUUAAGAGAAUUGCUUUGGACUUGAUAUUUCGAAUUCAAACUAUAUAUUGAUUUCAAAAAUAAGUGACGUAAAAUAUUAAUUCAAUAUAAUAACGUAGUAAUUCAAUUUUUGGAAUGUAAAAUUUCUAGUUUGAAAACAAAAUAAUAUAUUUCAACAAAUUAAAUAAAAAGUAAAAUAGAUUCAUAAAACGUAGGUGAUAUUUAUCUUUUCUCAAAUUACUAUAUAUUACGAAUAGUAUAAUUUUUGUUAUAUAUUGAAUAUUAGGGCAUUACAAUUGAAGAGGCCAAUCGGUUAGUUGGAUCAUUAAAAUCUUUAUAUACAGGACUUGUUCUGAAAGAGUAUUACUUACCAAAAUUCAAAUCUGCCAGCUUUAAAAGUGAGUAUUUAUUAGGAUUUGUUUAAAUGAGAGUAUUUACAUGUCAAGCUAAAAAUAUCAAAAUAGCAUACCUAAUUAAAGAAGCCACAAAAAUAGAUUUAUAUAGGGAGCUUCAUUAAUUAGUUGGUAAAGAAAUAGACUUAGGUUUAACAUCACAAAAGCUACCAGACAGAGAAUGGUUGAUUAAUGUGCUCUAUUUUGUUUCCCCAAAUCAUUCGUAUUUCAAAUAACUCACCACUAAUCAGUUAAAAGGAAUAUCUUAAUAAGAUAUCUAGCAUUUGUAUAUUUAUAUACAUUAAAGGGUUAAAUAAAUAAAUGUUUAGAUCAAAAAGACUUAAUAUUUUUAAAACUCCAUUUGA